Molecule: messenger RNA, 600 nt
Organism: Rhodofomes roseus
Lineage: Eukaryota; Fungi; Basidiomycota; Agaricomycetes; Polyporales; Fomitopsidaceae
Exons: 4
Coding region: 1-600 (199 amino acids)
Biological process (GO): iron-sulfur cluster assembly
Cellular component (GO): mitochondrion
Molecular function (GO): 4 iron, 4 sulfur cluster binding; iron ion binding; 2 iron, 2 sulfur cluster binding
Source: RefSeq, a predicted model, not a curated record
AUGCGCUGUCUACCCCGCUGGGCGACGAGUGAGCUGCGAACCGGGGUCGUACUAGACCAGCAUGCAGCCAGACCACUGCGUCAUACGAACCCCAGACGAGCCUUCAGUUCCACUUCCUCAGCAAGAGCGGCCCUCGCGCAACACCCGCCGACGAAGCAGUCAGUGCUUGUCGCGUACCCGUCUCCAGAUUCCAUGGAGGAGAAUGACGAAGACGCGGAUGAGCCGGACGUGGACUUCGUACCGCCGGAGGAGGCGCAGCUGGAGAUCACCGACAGGGCUGCAGAGCAACUUCGCUCAUUAGCAAAUCGCGAGCAGAGCCCAAACGCGGCAUUGCGAAUAGCGGUGGAGAGUGGUGGCUGUCACGGGUAUCAGUACAAACUAGAGCUCGCGAAGAAGCGUCAAGCAGACGACUACCAUUUCUCCCAUCCUACGGUGAAGCCUUCGAAUAUCUACGUCGACGCCGUGUCCAUGACGCUGCUGAAGGGUUCCAUCAUCGACUUCGCUACGGAGCUGAUCGGUAGUAGUUUCCGGGUGGUAGAAAACCCACAGGCGAAGGGAGGCAGCUGUGGCUGCGGCGUAAGCUGGGAGCUUAAGAUCUAG